Molecule: messenger RNA, 2015 nt
Organism: Amborella trichopoda
Lineage: Eukaryota; Viridiplantae; Streptophyta; Magnoliopsida; Amborellales; Amborellaceae
Molecular function (GO): glycosyltransferase activity
Source: RefSeq, a predicted model, not a curated record
UUUCAAGACUUUCAAUUGAGUUUAUUUUUCUGUCAUUGAUGAUAGGAGUUGACGCUAGGAUUUCUUUUUAUAAAAUAGAGUCAAAUAAACAGCUAAAAACUUAUAUUGUUUUGCAAUAGUUGGAAGGAAUUAGGAUCUAUGGGCUUGUAUUGUUUAGACGCAGCUCAAAUUAAGCAGCGGGACUCCAAAUCUUCUCAAUUGUGUUUACUUUCGGAGUGAUCAUAAAAAGUAGGGUUGGUUUAAAAACAAGGGUUGGGUUUCCUCAUUUGGUGAAACAAGCUAUCCGUCAAAUUGCUCAUUACCAUGUUAGAGGUUUCAAUGCCCUGAAAAAAGCCUUCAACCUUCAAGUGAGGAGAUCUGGUUUCAGUUGCGAGCAAAUUCUGGAGUUUGUAGUAAGUUGAUGUUCUUGUUAUGGACUUCUCCUUAUCUUUAAUGUCCCUAGAGAUGAUAUCCUUGAGUUCAUAAGAACAUUGAAGUAAAAGACUUAGAAGAAUGGACAUGCAAAAUAAGACUUGGAGGAUCUCAAAUCUCUUUGGCUUUCGGCUUUUGAGUUUGAGAUUCUCGUUUACUUGCGUGUCCAUGAUUACCCUUUUCAUUGCUCUUGCCAUGGUUCUUCAAAUUGGUGCAUUUGAUAGAAACAGAUGGUCCUUACUUGAUUGGAAGGCCUGGCCUAAAGGGAGUUUCAUCGGGGCCCAAACAGCCUACAAUUGGAGCCUAUGCUCUAAUGGCAAUAACAAUGAUAUUGAAGCAUUGAAGAAUGAUAUUCAAAAAACACUACUUAGAAUGGAUGCAAUGGAGAGAAAACUAAAAUAUUCAAUAACAUUCUUGCCUCUGAAAGAUUUAAGCUUCGAAAAGACUGCUGAUGACGGGCAUACAUGGUUCAUGAGUAGUUUCAAGGAGAAAAUGGAAAACCCUACAUUGGGUAAUUUGUACUUUCCAUCAAACUCCUCCAAAGGGAGGAUUCUCUGUAUUUUGGGCAGGGAUAGAUCUGAUGGAGCCAAAAAUAGUUAUGGCCUUGCUUGGAAAGAGCACUUGCCUCGAAACUUCACUCUCCUUCCUGGAUUAACUUUUGUUUCCAAUAAUUACUGGGACUACAAGAAUCUAUGGCAUGGAUUAACCACCCUUGUCCCUUUUGUGUGGUGGCACAAGUUCAAUGAAUGUGCGGUGCCCGAUAGAUUUGUGCUUUACCAUUGGGGUGAAAUUGUUAGUAAAAUGGGGUCUUGGAUUUCUGAAGUUUUGCAUGCAUCCUUUGGUCGGAUGGUACCAGUUGAUGUUUUGGAUUAUGGUGAUGGUCCUGUAUGCUUUGAGCGAGCAGUGAUAUAUAGGCGUGGCAUUUCGCAUGUGUCAUUAGAGAAAAGAAUGGAGGUAUUUGACAUUAUUCGAUGUAAGGCCCGUCAGUUUUGUAGAGUUGCUGUUGGGCAAGAUUUGGAUCUGGGCGAUUCCACCUUCAAUUUUACACUUCUAACCAGAGCGGGAAAUAGGUCAUUUAGGAAUGAAUCAAUCAUUGCGUCCAUCUUUGAGGAAGAGUGCAAAAAGGUUAUUGGUUGUCGGUUCCGUGCUGUUAGAGCUGAUGGUCUAAGCUUCUGUGAUCAGGUGCAAUUGAUGAGUACGACUCAAGUUGUGGCGACAGUCCAUGGAGCCCAACUAGCAAACAUGAUUUUCAUGUCAAAGGGAAGCCACAUAAUGGAAAUUUUCCCAAAAGGAUGGUUAGAGCUUGCAGGAGCCGGUCAGUAUGUGUUUCAUUGGCUUGCAGAUUGGAUGGGAAUGAAGCAUGAGGGCACAUGGAGAGACACAGAGGGGCCUGAAUGCCCUUAUCCUGAAAGGGGGGAUUUAGAGUGCUUCUUCUUUUACAAAGAUCGACAGGUGGGGUUUAAUCGGACCUUCUUGUCAAGUUGGGCUUCUAAUGUUCUUAAGAGAUUUAAUAAGCUUACUCCACUUUCUGGGGAAUGCCCAUGUUAGAUGCAAUUGUAUCACUUACUCAUGUAUUUAAUAGCAAUUCUGAUGCUUUAUUAUUU